Molecule: messenger RNA, 400 nt
Organism: Meloidogyne enterolobii
Lineage: Eukaryota; Metazoa; Nematoda; Chromadorea; Rhabditida; Meloidogynidae
Source: the annotation of a GenBank genome assembly
UUUCGAUAUGACAAAACAGAUUGCAUUUAAUUUUAUGAAAUUUUUAGGUAAAGAAGGAAUUCGAUUACCUCCUAUAAGCCCUCUAGCAGUAGAUGGUAUAGAAAUGGUUAGAUUCAAUCCACAUUCCGAUCAAAUAGAGAAGAUCAAACAAGCCCUUGAAAAGUUUAAGAAUCCUCCUUCAGUUGAUCAAACUGAAGAGAAUAUUGAGAAAGAAGCCAAUGAAUUAGAAUCUACUCCAGAUACUCCGGCUGUUGAUCAGACUGAAGAGAAAGAUGUUACACCUAUUGAUGAAGCACCUACUCCGGAUAUAAAACAGGAAGAGGAAAAAUUGCCUUCUGAUCAUGAGGUUACUUCGAUAUGCCAAAAGACCGUGCUUAUAAGUUUAUACAAUAUUUAAAUA